Exaiptasia diaphana is the source of this 3752-nucleotide messenger RNA. RefSeq names its product rap guanine nucleotide exchange factor 4. Gene Ontology annotation, molecular function: guanyl-nucleotide exchange factor activity. The transcript has 36 exons. The coding region runs from base 62 to 3079 and encodes 1005 amino acids. The record is from RefSeq and is a predicted model, not a curated record. Gene Ontology annotation, cellular component: plasma membrane. Lineage: Eukaryota; Metazoa; Cnidaria; Anthozoa; Actiniaria; Aiptasiidae. Gene Ontology annotation, biological process: Ras protein signal transduction; positive regulation of GTPase activity.
GUAAUGGUGGAACUGUAGGCUAACUACUAUUUAUAAUUCAUUGGGAAUAUUUGUAAUAAUAAUGGUUUCCGAUUGGAUCGCUUGCUUGAAUCGAAGGCCAGCUGACAGAACUGGAGAAGACAUUGAUAUCAUUUAUGCUAAACUGAAGGACAUGAAAGUAUUUGAGCGAUUUCAUCCAAUGGUAUUGCAGCAAAUAUGUUACUAUGGUUACUAUGAAGAUCUCGAGGAAGGCAUCGUCUUAUUUCGUCAGGGUGAUAUUGGAGUGAGCUGGUACGCUAUACURGACGGAACACUGGACGUUAACGUCUCUCACACUGGACACAUGGAGGAUUCUGUUACUAUUUGCACACUUGGUCGUGGUAAAGUGUUUGGAGAAUCAGUGAUUGACGAUACACCAAGGAAUGCAACUGUAAUAACAAGCACAAGGUGUGUAAUGAUUCGUGUCGAGAAGAAGGAUUUCAGGCAGAUAUGGGAGAGGAGUAAACAAUUCCUGGAAGGUAUUAUUUUUCCUGGCACUCAGAGUAGAACGMCUGCACAGGCUGAUCAAGUUUUACCAGAUCCAACAAAGAAACCAGAGCAUCCAAAGAACAAGGAAAAGAACCAACCGAAGCGAUCCCUGGUUCGUGCCUCGCAAGUAUUACGUACCCUUAUGAUGAACACGUCACCAAAGCUUCUUAAGGACCAUAGGUACAACAUGCGGACGUACCCACAAUCCUUUGUGGGCUCUGAGGCAAUUGGAUGGCUGCUUAAAAAGUCCAGAUUAGUCCAUAGCAGAUUCCACUCCUUGAGCAUGUGGCAGGCUCUACUAGAAGAAGGCAAUAUUACUCAUGUUACCAAUGAGUAUGAAUUUCGGGAUAGGAAUAUUCUGUACAAGUUUGUCAUCAACGAGAAGCAAGAGGAGAGCCUUCCUAAUGACCGUGGGGACUUAGAAGAUGAACUUGACGAAAUAGURACAUAUCUUGGAAACCUUGGUCCAGACGCCAUGUUUAGAAUGGCUUUGAAAAAAGAUCCUGCCAAACGAAGCGAGUGCGACUUGGAUUUGAUCUACGAAGAGCUUCUUCACAUCAAAGCUUUAUCAAAUGUUUCUACAGUGGUAAUCAGGGACUUGUCGACUGUCAUUGAACUGGAAACAUACGAAAAAAAGGGAACAGUGUUGUUCACACAAGGGACUGAAGGCAAAUCCUGGUAUAUCGUUUUAAAGGGUUCUGUCAAUGUGGUGGUGUUUGGAAAGGGCGUGGUCUGCCAGCUUGGAGAGGGAGACGAUUUUGGSAAAAUCUCUUUAGUCAACGAUGCUCCAAGAACCGCUAGCAUCGAGACAUGCGAGGAUAAUUGUCAGUUUCUAAGAGUYGACAAAGAGAAUUUCAACAGAAUGCUCAGAGAUGUUGAGGUCAAUACAGUGAGGAUGAAAGAAGGAGGGCAAGAGGUCUUAGUGUUGAAGCAAGUCAUGCAGCGUCGGUUUGAUGAGUUUGAAGUUACCAAUCACCAAUACCAGUAUGCAGUGAUGGCAGGGACCGUUGAAAAGAUGAUUGAACAUAUGCUCGAAUUACCAGUCGAAAUUAGCAAUAAACGUAAAGAUACUUUUCUACAGGACUUUCUCUUGGCUUACCAGUUGUUCAUGACAUCUGAAGAACUGUGUAUGGAGCUGCUAACAAAAUACCAUGGUAAAGCGAUUCUCAUGAAUGAACAAAGAAACACAAACAGUGCAGAAAUCUUGGAACAUUGCCUCAUGAUCAAGAAAAGAGUUGCUAACGUAUUUGUGCAAUGGUACAAAAGAGCUCAGAACUUGCUUGAUGAAGACGAAAGAUCCUUUUUACUAAUCAACGAUGUGAUGUCAGCUCUCAAGGCUGAUAAUUUAACAGAAGAGCUAGAACUACUGAACGACGUUAUAUACAAGAAGAAAGAUCCUAUAAUUCCUAAGGUUGUUGUAAAGGACACCCAAGCACAUACAAUCACGCGUCGUUCAUUGUCCUUCUCAAUGCCAUUUCGAACAUGGACUUUGCCCGAGUCAGAGAGAUUGUACAAGAAGACACCUAUUUCACCAAUAAAACAGGAAGACCACGUGAUCUUCAAAGUUUUUUGUGCGGAUCACACAUACACCACCGUGMGGCUCAAAUAUGGCGACACGGCAGAAAAAAUUCUUGAGACAAUUGAAGAACGUGUUCAUUUUGGUGAUGACUGUGUUCUUUGCGAAGUCAAGUCUGAUAGUGAAAUUAUACCUUUCAAACCAGAAGAAUUAUCAGUKAUAACAAGGCUAAGUGUCAAUGGAAAGCUCUUCGUAGCACCGAGAGGACAUCUUGAUUCUUUGACACCACUGUCAGAGCAGGAGGGCCCCAACUGCGGCACAUUUCUAUCACAAGAGAAUGUAUCGUCGAGAGAGAUCGCGUACUACUUGACGGAAUACGAUUAUGAGUUGUUCUCUAAUGUCAACAUUUACGAAUUGAUUUAUUAUAACUUCGGUCGCACCAGCUUCAACAAGAUCACAUCCAAUCUGGAUAUUUUCCUUCGACGUUUUAAUGAGGUGCACUUCUGGGUGAUAACCGAAAUUUGUAUGGCAAACCAGCUCAAUAAAAGAGUUCAUUUGUUGAAGAAAUUCAUCAAGAUAGCCACACACUGCAAAGAAUACAGAAAUUGGAAUUCUUUCUUUGCAAUCAUCAUGGCACUUAACAAUGUUGCCGUCAGYCGGCUUUCUCUUACUUGGGAGAAACUUCCAGGAAAAUUUCGAAGAAUGUACCAGGAAUUCGAUGCUUCGCUGGAUCCUUCAAAGAACCAUCGUGUYUAUCGUCUKGCGAUUGGAAAGAUGAAACCUCCAAUAAUCCCAUUCAUGGCAAUAUUGAUGAAAGAUAUAACAUUCACUGAUGAAGGCAACAAGACCUAUUACGAUGACUUGAUCAAUUUUGAGAAGAUGAGAAUGAUAACAUCAACACUACACCUGAUUGAGUACUGCCGCAGUGAGCCGUUUGAGUCUCCACCUACGAAACACACGAGUGACAUCACGUAUUACUUGAGAAAUCUCUCUGUGAAUGAUAACCAAAGGACGUUGAUACAGAUGUCACAUCGCUUGGAGCCUCGAAAGACCUAACUGAUGAACUCAGAACUGAUAAAAAAAAUUAACGUUAACAGCAAUUUGAUUGGCUCUUUAGCUGUUUCAUGUAMCUGAAAUGACCGGUUCCCCGGCUUGCGCGAGCGUCAAAAUUGUUAGUUUUCCCGCUUUUUUCUGUUUCGCUAAAUGCACAAACUUUAACGACAACAUCAAAUUUUAGUUUSGUGUAAUUUGUACCUUUUGUUUUCUUCAUCUUUGAACUUUCAUAAAUUUUUAAAUAAUUAGUUUGUUCAUAGGAUAUAUCAUUUGUGAAAUACUCUGAAAAGCCUCUUGAGGACUGUCUAUCAAAUAUGGGUAUUUCAUAAAAGUUCAUUAUUAUUAUUAUUCAAAGCAAAAUAACCGUUAUGAAAGAAUUUACAUUCACAAAAUCCGUGUCACUGCGAGCCCAUGUAACAACAUAUACAUAAACAGGAGCGUCCAUAUGCUAACUCUUGAGGAGGGUUUGGAAGAUUUUGUCCGUGCAAGAAUUUGUUUAGUACUUCAGACGCGCGCAUGUAAUAUUUUUUGUACAUUUACAAAAGCUUUAGUGCAGAUUAUUUUGCCUUGUAGGAAUUUUUUCCAAAAAUCUUCGCCUCUAAAAUGAAUCGUUUCUUUCCGUGCAAAAAUAUCUAUCAUUAAAAAAAAUAUUAAUAUAUUCCUDAUGCCAAUUUUA